Messenger RNA from Pelmatolapia mariae (spotted tilapia), 1209 nucleotides. RefSeq names its product stonustoxin subunit alpha-like. The record is from RefSeq and is a predicted model, not a curated record. NCBI's taxonomy places the organism in Eukaryota, Metazoa, Chordata, Actinopteri, Cichliformes, Cichlidae. The transcript has 4 exons. The coding region runs from base 1 to 813 and encodes 270 amino acids. Gene Ontology annotation, molecular function: protein binding.
AUGGCGCAGAGCGAGAGAAAGAAACAGUUCGAGUUUUUUGGGGAGCCAAGGCUGUCAGGCUGUCUGAUCACAGAGGAAGGCUGUACUUUUCUGGCUUCAGCUCUGAGCUCCAACCCCUCCCAUCUGAGAGAGCUGGACCUGCGCUACAAUCAUCCAGGAGACUCAGGAAUGAAGCUGCUGUCACCUGGACUGAAGGAAACAGGCUGGAGACUGGACACUCUCAGGGUGGAGCCUGCUGGAGUCCGAUGGUUGAGACCAGGUCUGAGGAAGUAUUCCUGUCAACUCACAAUCGACACAAACACAGUACACAGAUAUCUCAAACUGUCUGACAACAACAGGAAGGUGACACAUGUGUGGGAAGCUCAGUCAUAUCCUGAUCAUCCAGACAGAUUUGAUUUUUUUUAUCAGCUGCUGUGUAGAAAUGGUCUGACUGGUCGCUGUUACUGGGAGGUCGAGUGGAAAGAAACAGUUGAGGUAUCAGUGAGUUACAGAAGCAUCAGAAGGAAAGGAAACAGUUUUGACUGUGUGUUUGGAUGGAAUGAUCAGUCCUGGAGUCUGUACUGCUGUGAUGAUGGUCCUGUUUAUGUCAUGCACAAUAACAGGCUAACACCCAUCUCCUCCUCCUCCUCCUCCUCCUCCUCCUCUGUCUCUAACAGAGCAGCAGUGUAUGUGGACUGUCCUGCUGGCACUCUGUCCUUCUACAGAGUCUCCUCUGACACUCUGAUCCACCUCCACACAUUCAACACCACAUUCACUCAACCUCUUUAUCCUGGGUUUGGGUUCAAUCCUGGUGCCUCAGUGUCCCUGUGCUGAGUGGAGUGUAAAGAGUGUCUCCUGUUAGAGAAACACUCUGACUGUUGAACAGAUAGUUCAGUCUGUACAUGUCUGUCUCUUUCACUCACAAACACGUUUUCAGAUUCAUGGAUUCAAUCAGUUGAUGUUUGAAACUCUUCUAAAUGAUUCCUUGUAAACUUCUUCCUCUUCAGUCCUUUAAAGAUGGAAGCUCCCAUUAUUCCAGGAUCCACAUGUUGUUUUCUGUCUUUUUCCCCUCAAAGCUUCACAGUGAAUCUCAGUAUGUUGUGUUUCUCUAAAGCUCAGUUCACAACCAGCUCCUCUGCAUUUUCAACAAGUAUGAGCUCAUUAAAAUGAAUCCAAAUGUUUGAUUUCUCUUUCUUAAUGGUAUGUUUCCAUCAUGGCUGUAUAAGUGGA